GUUCUGCGCUUGUCAUCAUGGCGACGCGGGGCCAUGUGCAGGACCCUAACGACAGGCGCCUCCGGCCCAUUUACGAUUAUCUUGAUAAUGGUAAUAAUAAAAUGGCAAUUCAGCAAGCAGAUAAACUGUUGAAGAAACAUAAGGAUCUUCAUUGUGCUAAGGUUUUAAAGGCAAUUGGUUUGCAGAGAACUGGAAAGCAAGAGGAAGCCUUCACCUUGGCACAGGAGGUGGCAGCCCUUGAACCCACAGAUGACAACUCACUGCAAGCAUUGACUAUUCUUUACCGGGAGAUGCAUCGACUAUUUAUGGCUCUCUUUCAGGCUGGCAUGGCUCUAUAUAAGAUUGUCCCCAAAAACCCUUACUACUUUUGGUCUGUGAUGAGCUUAAUUAUGCAAUCCAUAUCUGCUCAGGAUGAAAACCUCUCGAAAACAAUGUUUCUGCCCCUUGCUGAGAGAAUGGUAGAAAAAAUGGUGAAAGAGGACAAGAUAGAAGCUGAGGCCGAAGUUGAACUUUAUUAUAUGAUCCUGGAACGUUUAGGAAAGUACCAGGAAGCCUUGGAUGUCAUCAGAGGGAAAUUAGGAGAGAAGUUGACAAGUGAGAUUCAGAGUCGAGAAAAUAAAUGCAUGGCUAUGUACAAGAAGCUGAGCAGGUGGCCAGAGUGCAAUGCCCUUUCCCGGCGCCUCUUACUGAAAAACUCAGAUGACUGGCAGUUCUAUCUGACUUAUUUCGAUUCUGUCUUUCGACUAAUUGAAGAGGCCUGGACUCCUCCUGCUGAAGGUGAACACCCUGGGGCUGCCCGUUUGCCUUACGGAGAAGCCAAGGCAAAUAUAGCCCAUCCCGCACUACAGUCAAGGAAGUGCGUAGGAGACCGUAUUCAGGGUGUUAAAGAUGCUGCCCGGUUUAUUAAUCAGUUACUUGGAGUUGUUCCUUUGUCAACACCAACAGAGGAUAAGCUGGCACUGCCUGCUGACAUCAGAGCUCUGCAGCAACAUCUGUGUGUGGUGCAGCUGACAAGGUUACUUGGCUUGUAUCACACCAUGGAUAAAAGUCAGAAAUUGAGUGUGGUCAGAGAACUGAUGUUAAGGUACCAGCAUGGACUGGAGUUUGGUGAUGAGACUGCUGUGUGGCAGGCCCUGACUUUGCUGGAAGAGGGAUUAACCCAUAGCCCUUCCAAUGCUCAAUUCAAACUGCUGCUUGUUCGAAUCUACUGUAUGCUGGGUGCAUUUGAACCAGUAGUGGAUCUUUACUCCAGCCUUGAUGCUAAGCAUAUCCAGCACGAUACCAUUGGUUAUCUUUUGACCCGAUACGCGGAAUCUCUAGGUCAGUAUGCUGCUGCGUCCCAGUCCUGUAACUUCGCACUCAGGUUUUUCCACUCCAACCAGAAAGAUACCUCAGAAUAUAUUAUUCAAGCUUACAAAUAUGGUGCGUUUGAGAAGAUCCCAGAGUUUAUCGCUUUUAGGAACAGGCUGAAUAAUUCUCUUCACUUUGCACAAGUCCGUACUGAACGGAUGCUGUUAGAUCUUCUACUUGAAGCAAAUAUAUCAACCAGCUUAGCAGAAAGUAUAAAGUCAAUGAAUCUUAGGCCAGAAGAAGAUGACAUUCCAUGGAAAGAUUUGCGAGACAACAGAGACUUAAACGUUUUCUUCAGCUGGGAUCCAAAAGACAGGGAUGUUUCUGAAGAACAUAAGAAACUUUCCUUGGAGGAGGAGACCUUGUGGUUAAGAAUCCGAUCCUUAACACUGAGGCUGAUCAGUGGACUUCCAAGUCUCAACCACCCUGUGGAGCCAAAGAACUCGGAGAAGGCUGCUGAGAAUGGUGUAUCUUCCCGGAUCGAUAUUCUUCGUUUGCUCCUUCAACAGCUGGAGGUGGCCUUGGAGACAGGAAAGCGAUUUACUGAGAAGGAAAUUCAGUAUCCUUUCCUUGGUCCUGUACCUACCAGAAUGGGUGGAUUCUUUAAUUCUGGAUGUUCUCAGUGCCAGAUAAGCUCUUUUUAUCUUGUUAAUGAUAUUUAUGAGCUGGAUACCAAUGGUUUAGAGGAUACGAUGGAGAUCCAGGAGCGAAUAGAAAAUAGUCUUAAGUCUUUACUAGAACAAUUAAAAGAUGUCUUCAGUAACUGUAAAGGUGAUCUCUUAGAAGUUGAAGAUGGUAACUUGAAAACACAUCCUACUCUUUUAGAAAACCUAGUCUUCUUUGUUGAGACUAUUUCUAUUAUCCUUUGGGUAUCCAGUUACUGUGAGAGUGUCCUGCGACCAUACAAAUUAAAUUUACAGAAAAAGAAAAAGAAGAAAAAAGAAACCAGCAUCAUCAUGGAAGAAAGAAAAUUUUCAAAGACUGUUCAAGGAAAGGUGCAGAGCAGUUAUCUGCAUUCACUUCUGGAAAUGGGGGAGCUGCUGAAAAAAAGACUUGAGACCACAAAGAAACUAAAAAUUUAAGGAAGUGUGAACUGCUACAACAGAAAAUGAUACCAUCUUCCCAGGCAAAAGCAACAUCUGGUUGGCCAUCACUUUAAUCCAGAUCUUCCUCAUAAAAUGCAUGAAGGACUUUGAUCGUGAAUUAAUUUUUUUAGGUAUUAAAUAUAUACAACUGAUUAAAUUAUUGUAUAUAAAUCAGAAGCAGGACCCUCAUCUGGGUUUGACCACUUUUUAUACAUGUUCAUAUGCAUAUGGCAGCAACAAGAGAACCCUACUUUUCUUCCCUCUCAUCACCUGAAACAUCUUGGGGGGGUUCUAUAGAAGCAAUAGAAAUUAAGCAUAAAGCAUCGACCUCAUAGCAGCUGAAUAGCCCUCCCAUUACAGCAGUGGAAGUUUUGGUCUGGUCCUUGAGCCACAGGAAGCAGAGGGGACCAUGACUGGGUGCAGGCCCUCUUUUCACAGCAGCAGGUUUGUUUUGAGGCUUCCUUAGCUGCUUGGCUCCUAUGGAACAGGUACACAAAGGGCCUUAGAUGAGAUUUGGCUUAAGUACCUGCCACUAAAGGGCACAGCUCAGAGGACCACAGGCACUCAUUUUUUGGCUUAAUUUUUGCCUGAUGGCCAAGACAUCUUCAUCCUAUCUCCUGUAAGAGUUAAAUCUCAGAUAGGGAGGCAAGUAAGACUAUUAAUUUAUAGCUGUUUAGAGGGGAAAGCAGUGCAGACCACUUAAUAAGCCUGCUGAGGCCUAGCUUGCUGUGUUUCAUCCAUUUGGGAAAGAUAGGAGUCACUGUUUUAACAAAGAGAGG
This is a messenger RNA of Propithecus coquereli (Coquerel's sifaka), 3214 nucleotides long. RefSeq names its product N(alpha)-acetyltransferase 25, NatB auxiliary subunit (gene NAA25). Gene Ontology annotation, molecular function: protein binding; protein-N-terminal amino-acid acetyltransferase activity. Gene Ontology annotation, biological process: N-terminal peptidyl-methionine acetylation. NCBI's taxonomy places the organism in Eukaryota, Metazoa, Chordata, Mammalia, Primates, Indriidae. The transcript has 20 exons. Bases 18 to 2432 code for a protein of 804 amino acids. Gene Ontology annotation, cellular component: cytoplasm; NatB complex. The record is from RefSeq and is a predicted model, not a curated record.